Molecule: messenger RNA, 652 nt
Organism: Cyprinus carpio (common carp)
Lineage: Eukaryota; Metazoa; Chordata; Actinopteri; Cypriniformes; Cyprinidae
Product: apolipoprotein A-I-like
Exons: 4
Coding region: 59-652 (197 amino acids)
Source: RefSeq, a predicted model, not a curated record
CCUUUGCCUCUGCUGUUCGUCCUCGCACAUUCAGAGCAGCACCACUCAGAGCUUAACCAUGAAAUUUGUGGCUCUUGCACUGACCAUCCUCUUGGCUGUGGGUUCCCAGGCCCAUUUCCUGCAGGCUGAUGCUCCUUCUCAGCUGGAGCACUACAAGGCAGCAGCCUUGGUGUACCUGACCCAGGUCAAGGAGCAAGCUCAGAAGGCCCUUGACAAUUUGGACGGAACCGACUAUGAGCAAUACAAGGUGCAACUUUCAGAGAGCCUGACUAAGCUCCAAGAUUAUGCCCAGUCCACCUCCCAGACUCUGACUCCCUAUGCUGAGACCAUCUCCAACCAGUUCCUGGAGAACACCAACCAGCUGCGCGAGCGUGUCAUGACUGACAUCGAGGGCCUCCGUUCUAAGAUGGAGCCCCACCGUGCAGAGCUGUACGGGGUGCUGCAGAAGCACUUUGACGAGUACCGUGAAAAGCUGGAGCCCUUCUUGCAGGAGUACGCCAACCUGAACCGUGAAAAUGCUGAUCAGCUGCGCGCCAAGCUGCAGCCCCUGUUGGAGGAGAUGAGGCAGAAUUUCGAGACCAACCUUGAGGAGACCAAGUCUAAACUCGUGCCGAUGGGAACCCACUGUGCCUCUGUUUGGCUGCACCUUUGA